Lucilia cuprina (Australian sheep blowfly) is the source of this 7024-nucleotide messenger RNA. RefSeq names its product BMP-binding endothelial regulator protein (gene cv-2). The record is from RefSeq and is a predicted model, not a curated record. The transcript has 7 exons. Lineage: Eukaryota; Metazoa; Arthropoda; Insecta; Diptera; Calliphoridae. Gene Ontology annotation, molecular function: protein binding. Bases 852 to 3509 code for a protein of 885 amino acids.
UAGCAAAACAACAACAAUAACAAGUAAAAUUGUGUUAAAAUACAGAAGCGCGUGCUAUAAAUUAAACAAAAAAAAGUUAUAAAUAAAUAAGAAAAAAAAGCAAAAUAUAUAAAAGAAAAGAGAUCAGUGACAUUUGAAAUGUAGAAUUCCUUUAGCAAAUCAAAUAAAACAGCUUUUAGUGCCUUAAAAACAAAAUCAUACAAAUUGAUAUUAUAUAUGCAACAUCAUUUAAACACUUUAAGCAUAUAACCACCACCUGCUGUAAUCAAACAACCAACUGAUCACUAGCCGAGCAGCAACAAUUAAAUUAAAAAUAAAUGGUUUUAGUGCAAAAAAAAGAGAUUUUUUAAAUAAAUAAUAAAAUUAAAUCAACUGACAGAUUCUUUCAACAUUAAAAAAAAACACAUACAAUAACAAUAAUGUCUCAACAUUGAAUUUUAUUUAAUAGAUCAAUCAAAUUCCCCGAAAAAAAAUCAACAAAAUAAAUUCUGUUUAAAUCAUUUACAAAUGAAUCAUUUGCUAUAAAUUCUCUAAAACAACAACAAAAAACAUGAGUUUUUAGAAAAAAAUUGCAUUAAAUUUAUAUUUUUAAAAAAAAUAAGUGAAUAAAUUGUUAAUAUUGUUUUGCUUUAUAAAAAGUGUCUUUUUGUGCAAAAAUGUGGCUGCUUAUGAAAAUAAAUUAGAUUUGUUCUAAAAAAACGGAAAUCUCUAAAGAUCACUAACGGAUUACGGAAACGGAACUUGUUAAAGAGGCAAAGCGUAAAGACAGGCGGGCGAGGUGAAAUUGACCAAGAGGAAAAACGAUUUGGUGGCUGCCACAAAACAACAAAUAAAUUGCAAAAAAAAGUAAAAUGUUUACCUUGGAAAAUUAUAAAAAUUCAAAAAGACGACGGAAUAGAAUACAAUCAAGUGAGAGAAAUGUAUUGUCAGCAACAGCAACAGAGGCUAUACUAGCAACAUCAACAGCUUCCUUAGAAAAAGUGGCAACAACAUUAUCAUUAUCACAAAUAGCAACAGCAACAACAACAAAGACAUUGUCUAUAAAACAAAACAACAACAGACAUCAUACAACAGCCACAACAUCUACAAAAUCUAUAAAAAGUAUUAAAAAUCUCUCUAUGUCUUGUAACAUUUUUCCAUCAACAUCAUUAUCGUCGUCAUCGUCAUCCCUGUUGUCAUCAUUGUGGUCGUUGUCUUCUUGUUCCUCCUCAAUUAUUUCUGGUAAAAUAAUCUCAAGGAAUUUAUGCAGAACCACAAGUAAAACACCAUCUCUAGACACAAAAUCCAUAACUCCAACAGCAACUGCAACAAUUACUACGACAUCAUUAUGGCCACAUGCUGCAAGUAGUACAAGAAGACGAAAUAAUUGUGGUGGUGCUGCUGCUGAUGAUUAUUGUGAUGAUUGUGGUGGUGAUCGACGAUGUCAAAGCCUUAGACGACACAGUCAUAGACGGCAUUUUUUAUUGACUUUGAUGCUGUUACUAGUUGUCUGUGUUGUCAACACUUCAUCAGUAAAGGCUGCUGACAGUUUAACUGGUAUUUUGCAAUCGUGUGCCAAUGAAGGUGAAGAAGUUCAAAUUGCCAUAAAAAAUUCCAAAUGCUUUAAAUGUGCCUGCGAGAAUGGAUUCGUUAAGUGCCAUCAGGAAAGUUGUCCGCCUAUAGAUGAUUGUUAUUUAUUGGAAAAGAAAACCUCCGAUACAUGUUGCAAUAAAUGCAAAGGUUGCAUUUUUCGCGGCAUUCCUUAUGCCAGUGGCUCAGAAUGGACGGACCCUGAAGACCCGUGUAAAUCAUACAAAUGCGUUGGCAGUGUUGUUACCGAAACAAUAAUGAAAUGCUAUACGCAGUGUGAUGACAGUCAAUUGACAAAACCAAAACCGGGAGAAUGUUGUCCAACAUGUCAAGGUUGCAAGAUCAAUGGACAAAUAGUUUUGGAAGGCCAAGAGGUUGUCGCCUCAAUCGAUGAUCGUUGUUUGGUGUGUCAAUGUACGGGUAAUCAAUUAACGUGCGCCAAAAAAACAUGUCCUGUUUUACAGUGUCCCAUUUCGAAACAGAAACUACUACCCAACGAAUGCUGUCCACGUUGUAUGGAACAAAGAGAAUUUAUGCCGCUACCAGGAAAAUGCAUUUUUAAUCACAAAAUUUUCAAUGACAAAAUUCAAUUUAUGCCCGAUCGCUGCACAAAUUGCACUUGUACCAAUGGCACUAGUAUAUGUGAGCGUAAAACCUGUCCCAUACUCGAAUGUUCUCCAGAGUAUCAAGAAAUGGAUGGUUGCUGUCCACGCUGUAUAAUAUCCGAGGUACGCAGUGAAUGCAUUUCGAAUGGCAUUAGUUAUCAAAAUAAUGAAACUUGGAAUUUGGGACCAUGUCGUUCGUGUCGUUGUACAGCGGGUAAUAUACGUUGUUCGGAAAUGCGUUGUCCGGUCAUUAAGUGUCGUUCGAAUGAGGAGUUAAAGGUGUUGCCGGGUGAAUGUUGUUCCAAGUGUAUAGAGACCGCUGGCACUUGUACUGUAUUUGGUGAUCCUCAUUUUAAAACAUUUGAUGGUAAAUUUUAUAGCUUUCAAGGUUCCUGUAAAUAUCUGCUAGCUUCCGAUUGUCGUGAUCAUACGUUUUCCAUACGUUUGACUAAUGAUGGACGUGGUACGAAUACAUCGUCUUGGACUAAAACGGUUACUUUAAAAAUGCGUGGUAUACGUGUUAAUUUGGGUCAAAAGAUGAGAGUUAAGGUAAAUGGUAGUCGAGUGGUGUUGCCUUAUAGCCAGGGAGCCAUUACCAGUAUAGAACGUUUGAAAGAGAGUAUAAUAUUGAAAACUGAGCUGGGUUUGAGUAUAGAAUGGGAUGGUAAUAAUUAUCUACAAAUUAUGGCUCCCUCUUCCUAUAAACGUAGACUGUGUGGCUUGUGUGGUAAUUAUAAUGGUUUGGCGCGUGAUGAUCUGACCAGUCGGGAUGGUGUUAAUCACACUGAGGUAUGGCGUUUUGCCAAUUCCUGGAAAGUUGGUGGUCCCAAGGCUUGUUCACGUAAAAAGGAAAACAUAGCUGUACAACCCAUCUGCAAGCAAAGAAAAACCAAUGCCUUAUGUCGACCUCUGCGCAUAGCCGAAGUCUUUGGCAAUUGUAAUGAUCGUUUAAAUCCCAACAAUUAUAUCGAUUCCUGUAAAAUGGAUGUUUGCGAGUGUCCGGAUGGCAUGUGUCAUUGCGAUAGUUUCGCUGCUUAUGCUCGAGAAUGUCAACGUUUGGGUGUCACUUUGCCUGACUGGCGUUCUUCUACCAUGUGUCCGUAUGGUAUGUGGAAAAGAGAUUUUAAUACCACACUUUAUCUACUCCAGGAUAAUCCCUACUAUGGUGACUUGAGUUUUCUGCGCAAACCUCUGGCCAAUCAAAGGGGUGCGCGUAAGCACAAGAAAGCUCAACAUAAUUAUAAUGAAAUUCAAAGGAAUUUCAUUGACAAACAUGUACCGAAAGUUCUAUUAACAUCAAAGACUCCAGAGCGCACACCACUACCGUUGCAUUGAGAAGAGACAUACAAAUAGUAUAUAUGUAUGUAAGCGUUUUCCCUUUGGGAAGGACAGAAAAAAAGCGUUACGGUUUUGUUAACUAUACUCUAUUGUAAUAAUUUAAAAUUUAAAAGAAAAUAGCUAUAGAUCAAAUUUUUUUAAAAAAUUUCUCUUGCUAUUGUAAGAGAGUAAAGAAAUGACUUUUUAAUACUCUUAAGUUCAUUCAAUUCUGUUAAAACAAUAACAAACGGCUUUCUUUCGUGUGUUUAUAACUCUAGACUAUUUUAAAGUAAACUAAUAAAAAACCUAGAGUCUAUACUUUUAAAGCUUUACAGCAGUGGUUGGCAAAGAGUUCUCGAGCUUUUAAUUCAUUCACUGCUUUAGGAAGAGAAUGUGUGUUAAAUAACAAACCUUCUUCAUUAUUAAGAGAUUAAACUUUUAAACAGUGAUAUGCGAAAAGUUUUUAUAAAAGCUUUUUUUGCAGUCUUGAUUUCUUACAGAUAAAGUCAGAGAGCAAUUUGUUUUACUCCCUGCCUAUUGCUGUUUUAAAAUUUAAAAGUCAUUUCUUUCUCUCUAUAGUUGGAAAACCUCUCUAUAGUUUGAAAAAAGAGAAAUUUUUAAUUUUUUAAUAACCCGUUAUUAAGAGCAUAUUGCUUUUGUUGUAUAUUUCUAUUUUAUAUAUUUUUUAAUUAAGCUUUUAAUUAUUAAGAUUUUUUAUUAGAAAAUAUUUAGUUUAUUUUGUAUAUUUUUCCUGAAAUGGCUCUUAUUUCAUAAACAACAUUCUAAAUGUGAUUCUAGCUUUAUAAACAGAACUAGUAAAGCUUUUUAUUAGCAAAAGCUUGUUAUAAAGCUUUUUCGAAACGAUCUUAAUCUAUUCAUUAUUUUCAUGUUAUUCUUUUUUUACUGUUUCAUGGAACUUUACUAAACUCUCUCUUAACUCUGCUUCUCCUUACCACUCUCGUUUAUUAUUAACACAAAGCUUUUGUAAAGCUUUGCACACUAUUCCUUAAAUAAGAGCCAAUCUUUUAGCUUUUUAUUUGAAACAAAAAACUUAUUUCAAAAUUUGAAAAAAAAAUUCAUAAUCAAAAGAAAUUAAACCUAAAAUAGAUCUCAAUUAUUUUAAAAAUAUUAUUAUUUUUAUAAUUUUAAUUAAAUUUUAGUUAUUGUAUUAGUUACUAAUUAAACAAAAAAUAAUCGCAUGCAAAAAUAACCAUUCAUUUAACAUUUCCAUUUACAUAUACAUACAUAGAACAAUUAAUAGAAAUAUUUUUCACUAAAUUAAAGAUCAAAAUGAUUAAAAAUGUGAAAGUUUUAAAAAAACAGUAAAUCAAUAUAAACCAUCAUUUGUGGUUCAGCUAGUUUAACUUUAGCUAAAUAAAAUAAGAAAAUUUUCCAUUUAAAAGCUAUUUUGGUUAAAUCUUUAUAAAUUUACUCUUAUUCCAAUAUUUUUGAAAAGCUUUAAAAUCUAUCUAGAUUAACUCAAGAUAAGCUGAACAAAAGAAAAAAGAACUUCAACUUUCUUUAAUUAGAAAAAGGAUAUAUGAAAAAUAUCUAAAUGAAACAAAAAGCUUUUAUUAAUUUGUACAAAAAUACUUAAGAGCUUUUUUUUAAAUAUAAUGCAUAAUUCAAUAGUUUAAAAGCUCUUAAAUCAAGCUAGUUUAUCUCAUUUAAAAGCUUUCUCUGUUAAAUCUUUAGAAACUUAUUUUUAUUCUAAUAUUUUGGAAAAGCUUUAAAAUCCAUUUUAGAUUAACUCAAGAUAAACUAAACAGAAGAAAUCAGAUCUUCAUUAAAGAGCUUUCUUGGUAAACUUCAUAUAAACUUGGUUUACUUCAUAUAUGCAAAGCAUCUUAUUUAAAAAAGCUUUUAUUUAUUUUAUUAACUCAACAGUUUAAAAACUUUAAAAUCAAACUAGUUUAUCUCAAGAUAAACUAAACAAAGAAAACACGAUUUUUGGUUUUUAUUGAAAGCUUUCACUCAAAGAUAGAUUAACUCAAUAUAAAGUCAAAAAUUUACUUAAAUCACUUUAAAAGCUUUCCUUAAUUUAAAGCUAAAUAUUUAUAAGAUUUUCUUUCUAAAAAUUUGGCUUAAAUUGAGACUAAAUCAAGUUAGAUAAAACAAAGUGUUUUCGUUGUUUAAAAGCUUUCAGAUCAAGCUAUUUAGUGUUUUGUUGUUUUAAAACUUUCAAAAAAUGGCGUAUUUUCUUCUAUUUUGCAACUUAUAAUAAGUUUCUGUCAACAUAUUUAUUCCAAAUUUCGGAGAGCCUGUUCUGUAGAGGAAUCUGUUCAGAAAGAGAGAGGGCUAGAGUGAACGUUCUACGUCAAUCAAUAAAAGUAAUAGUCGGACUAGCCCAGAUCUACACUCUAAACCGGUUGAGACACAGUUUGCUAUAACUUCUUUCUAAAUAGUUUUUGUAAAGGUAUUGCAACAUGCGACCGAGUAUUACCUUUGUGGAAUAUUUAUUUUUUUUUUCCUACUAAAUAUCUUAAAGACAAAUAUAUUUUGGCUUUGCUGACGAUUCCGCUGGUCUCAUCUGAACGUUGUUCGGCCAAUGUUCCAUUUAAACGUAUCAGUUACAUUCGUUUAAAUAAAAUUUUCGGUUUUCAAAGACUGAUCUUUGUAUUCAAAACCACCACUUCCAAACCAUCUCUAGCUUGUUAAAGCCGAUGCAACAUAUUUAUCAUAAACUUCCGGGAGCAAUCGAUGUACUUCCUUUGAUGAUCUGUCCAGAUUACAACUGCUGAUAGCCCCAGAGAUAUAUUGGCUUUGUUGCUGAUUCAGUUGAUCACGUCAGAUCUUUUACGCUUCGGCGUUAACAUUAUAAAAUAGGAAUUCUUCUUUCAACUCUAAACGUUGUUCGUGCAUUUUCCUUCAAACGGAUCAGUUGCAUUUGGUUAAGGUCUGUCCAGAUUACAACUGCUGCUAAUACAUUGGAUUCUUUUAACGCCAUAGAUAUUUUGAGUUUGUUGUUGAUUCUGCUGUUUAGUCGGGCAUCACAUACGAUCUCUUUUGCUUCAGUCUAUAUUUGUUUAAACUGCAUUUCGGACAAGCGAAAUUUUCUAUCAGGAGCUUUCGAUUUUCAUUCGUAAGGUGCACAAUGUUUAUGUUCCAGGUUGAAAUUCGCUGCUUCCAAUAUAAUUUUUUGAAAUUGCUACUUGAGAAGUUCCUAUUAAGUUUUCAAGCUUUCGUUAAGUUUAAAUGAAAUUCUCGUUUUUCAAAGUUUUUUCAAAGGCCCAGAUGAUUUUUGUAUUUAAAAUCACCAAUUCUGAUCGAUCUCUAGCUUGUUAAAGCAGAUGGAACACAUUUAUUAUAAACUGUUGUGAAUCACGUUUUUGCAAUUAUAUACCCAAAGAUAAAACUCUGAAAAUGUCAUCAUGAUGUGAACACCUCGUUACGUUGUCAAAAUGACAACGAUGCAUGGUCAAAAUCAUUGUAAUGUAGAACGGAGUUAUGAAACUUAAACAAGUUCUAACACAUUUAUAACCAUUAAGCCCAUCAUUUUGAUCUUUUAUUUAGUUUGAUAAUUUAGCAAUUUA